AUUCGUAACAAGAUGAAAGUUCAGAUAUUUGUGGUUGUUUUUGUAGUGUUCUCUCUCUACGAGCUGGUUCUGUCGCAGAGUGCUGCAGAUUUGGCUGCCUACAAGGAGAAGCAACAGGCAUGCAUCAAGGAGCUGAAGAUUCCCGACGCGGAGGCCGCACAAAUCGCAGCCGAAAAAGAGGUGGCCAAUGCCUCUGAGGCAUACAAGUGCUAUCACAAUUGCCUAUACCAGAAAAUGGGCCUGGUGACAGCCGACGGUAAACCCAACAACGAGAACAUACUGAAAUUUAGCCAGAUACGUUUCAACAAAGCACCGCUGGACAAGAUCAAGACCCAGUUGGCCAGCUGUGGCACGAACGUUGCAAAGUCCGCCAACAACUGCGAUUUUGUCUACAACUUUGAGCAGUGCAUGGCAAAGGCACUUAAGGCUUGAAGGGCAAGGCUUCAAGGGGCAAACGCUGCACUUUGCAUAAAUGAUAAGCGAACAGCGGCAAUCACGCAGUGAAAUCCGUUAAAUAAUAAAGUUAUUUUACAAUAUUAA
Drosophila montana is the source of this 540-nucleotide messenger RNA. It is a transcript of the gene Obp56b, whose product is annotated as Odorant-binding protein 56b. The coding region runs from base 13 to 432 and encodes 139 amino acids. The record is from RefSeq and is a predicted model, not a curated record. NCBI's taxonomy places the organism in Eukaryota, Metazoa, Arthropoda, Insecta, Diptera, Drosophilidae. Gene Ontology annotation, molecular function: odorant binding. The transcript has 2 exons.